UCUAAAAUUCUGAUACCACUUUUCUAACACCAGACACCAAUCAUCAAACAAACCAAACUCUCACACUUCAAAAACCAACACAACACAACACUUUUUUCUCUCAAACAACCUCUCUCCUGUUAUUGCUGCACUGUUCAAUCAAGUACACCCAUCAUCUUCCCUCUCUUCACGCCUGCUAUAGCACUCAAUUUUGUGGUGCAUGCUAGUAACUACUAGUGCUUUUAACUAACCUCUCUUCCCUUGGAACAAUUUUCAACCUUCUUCUUCUUCCUCCUCUUCUCAUCAUGCCACACCUACCUUUCUUCUCUCUCCCAAUGUUUUAACUUUCUUCAACACCCUCUGACUUCUCCACUACCUCUUCCAUUUACAUCAUUUCCUUUCCCACCCUUUGUUAUUUAUCAACAUACCCCUCAAACGAUUCAACCAAAGUUUGUAUCUUCGAUAACCCUUUGACCUUUUCUUCUUCUUCCCCGUAAUGGGUCUCUCUCUAAUUUCCCUCACAGAGUUUAUCCGUUCUGGUGUCUGAGCUUCGGCUUUGGGUAUUCGCUGUUCUAUGUUCCCAAAGGUUUAGCCUUUGGGGGUGUGGAAGUGGGAGUGUGGGAGUUGCUUUUGGUGUUGGGACAUCCCAUUUCGAAGAAAGUGUGUGUGUAGCUGCAGCUAUGGUUGCUGAAGCUUGGAUUGUAAAGAUGGGUAACCAGGUAAGUUCCAAUCUCAAGCAUGCCCUUCUUCUUGAAACUUUGACGAAGAGGAAGCAGAACCACAAGAGGUCUGAGACCAAAGAGACCAUAGGUAUUCUUUCUUUCGAGGUAGCGAAUGUGAUGUCCAAAACUGUGCAUCUCCACCGGUCGCUGUCGGAGUCUGAGAUCUCAAAGCUGAGGAAUGAGAUCUUGGGCUCAGAGGGUGUCAGGAAUUUGGUGUCCUCUGACGAGGGUUAUCUCCUUGAGCUGGCUCUGGCAGAGAAGCUUGAGGAGUUGAAUAGGGUUGCUAGUGUGGUCUCUAGGAUGGGGAAGAAGUGCUCCGAGCCUGCCCUGCAAGGGUUUGAGCAUGUGUAUGGGGACAUUGUUGGUGGGGUUAUAGAUGUGAAGGAAUUGGGGUUCUUGGUUAAGCACAUGGAGGGAAUGGUGAGGAAAAUGGAUAGAUAUGUUAGUGUCACUAGGAAUUUGUACAGUGAGAUGGAGGUGUUGAAUGAGUUGGAGCAAGCAGUGAAGAAGUUUCAGCAUAACCAGCACGAGGAGAGUAGGAGAGCUUUUGAGCAGAAGCUCAUGUGGCAGAAGCAGGAUGUGAGGCAUCUUAAGGAUGUUUCCCUUUGGAAUCAGAACUUUGACAAGGUUGUCGAGUUGUUGGCUAGGACAGUUUGUACCAUUUAUGCUAGGAUUUCUGUUAUCUUUGGAGAAUCCGCUUUGAGGAAGAAUACCCUUGGCCUCGGCCUCGGUGGAGGCUCGCCGGCAUCACAAAAUGAAUCCGGUUUUGUGUCUGGAAAUAUCAAUGUUCAGACAAAUUCAGAGAGGUUGAAGCGCAAUCAGAGCAGAAGAAAUCGAACUCAUUCUGGUUCUGUUGGGAGAACUGCUGCAGCAGAGAGAAAGGGAACUACUAGUAGGCCUCAGAUUGAUUUGAGGAGAGGUGAUUUAGCACCUCUUCGACCCGAAGAUUUUGGUUUUCCAUGUGGAACAAGUCCAGGGAGACUUUUCAUGGAAUGCCUGAGUUUGAGUAGCUCAGUUUCAAAAUUUGAUGAUGCUGAUGAUGGCUAUGUGGUGAACCGGGAGGACCAACAUAGUAGCUGUAGGAGUGCUGUGAAGGGGAGUAAUAGCAUGAAGAGGGACCAAUUGUGCUAUUCUGGUAUUCUAAAUCAUGCUCAAUAUGGUGUUCCUUUCACUGGAGAUCUCAGACAAAUCAAAUCUGGUGUACAAAGUUGCUCUACAUUAGGCCCCAAAAGUAGGUUACUUGUUUAUGCUCCUCCAUCAACACUUGGAGGCUGUGCUCUUGCAUUGCACUAUGCCAAUGUCAUAAUCGUCAUUGAGAAGCUGCUUCGUUACCCUCAUUUAGUCGGCGAGGAAGCAAGGGAUGAUCUAUAUCAGAUGCUACCUACAAGCUUAAGGGCAUCCCUAAAGGCCAAACUGAAGUCAUAUGUUAAGAAUUUGGCCAUAUAUGAUGCCCCUCUUGCCCAUGACUGGAAGGAGAAUCUUGAUGGAAUACUCAAUUGGCUUGCUCCGCUCGCUCAUAACAUGAUCAGAUGGCAAAGUGAGCGCAAUUUUGAGCAACACCAAAUUGUUAGCAGAACAAAUGUUCUUCUGCUUCAGACAUUAUUCUUUGCUGAUAGGGAAAGGACCGAGGAAUCAAUCUGCCAACUUCUUGUUGGGUUGAAUUACAUAUGUCGGUACGAGCAUCAGCAGAAUGCACUGUUGGAUUGCGCCAGCAGUUUUGAUUUUGAAGAUUGCGUGGAGUGGCAAUUGCAAUGUGGAGAUUCUUUUAUCAGUUGAGUACAUUUUGGAUUUUAAAAUCUUCCAUAUGGUGGUGAGCAUUUUCUUGAUUCUAAAUAUCUUAUGACGAUAUCAUCUCAAUACAAAGUGGAACUAGGAACUUGUUCUUUGAGGAUUACUAUAUUGCUGAAGACUUGGAAAGCAUAAUCGUGUUUAUAUUACUGUUUGACUUCUGCAGUGGAUAAGCAGUCAUAGUUAUAAAGGGUCAUAGAAGUUCAUUCUGAACUUGUAUAUAUUUUUAUGUACAGAUUGCUUAUUGCUUAGAGCAUGCUUUGUUAGAAACGUUAUCAUGAAAUAGCACAGAAACUAGUACUGGUUUCUUAAUCUUUAAGCCGGUGUUGAUUUGUUGGUGCUUGUAUUUCUAUUCAAAGAGUGAGGGACUUUACAUUGCUUGAAAUUUGCAGAUAGUUCUUACAAAGGGAAAUUUUGUACAUCAAAGAUGCCUGUUCCUGUUAUAGACCCUUGAACUAAAUCUCAAAUAUUGGUAACUUAGUUUGUAGAA
Vigna radiata var. radiata (mung bean) is the source of this 2979-nucleotide messenger RNA. RefSeq lists its product as uncharacterized. The record is from RefSeq and is a predicted model, not a curated record. The coding region runs from base 660 to 2477 and encodes 605 amino acids. NCBI's taxonomy places the organism in Eukaryota, Viridiplantae, Streptophyta, Magnoliopsida, Fabales, Fabaceae. The transcript has a single exon. Gene Ontology annotation, biological process: positive regulation of growth.